CUUAAUUUCUGCAGCUAGUUUAGAUUUGCAUAUAGAUCUUUCAGGAAUAUAUAGGUGUUUCAAUUGUUGGGUGGCUUCUCCAAGAUUUGUUUCUAAUAUGGCAUCAAAAAAAGAUGAGAAGAAAGCGGAUGAGGUGAUAACUGCCGUCUACAAAGUGAACUUGCAUUGCCAGAAAUGUGCACAAGAUAUCAGGAAGCCUCUUAUGAGAAUCCAAGGGGUUCAUAACGUGGACUAUGAUAUUGAGAAGGCUGAAAUUAAGGUUAAGGGCACGAUUGAUGUGCUAAAAAUUCAUAAACAAAUAGAGAAAUUGAGCACAAAAAAGGUUGAGUUGAUUUCACCACAAAUUAAGAUUAAGGAAGCAGCUGCAACAGAGAAGAAAGUAGUCAAGGAAACCAAAGAAGCAAUUAUACGCACAACAACAGUAAAGGUUAACAUGCAUUGUGACAAAUGCGAGGAUGACCUGCGAAGGAGGUUAUUGAAGCACCAAGGCAUUUACAAUGUCAAAACUGACAUGAAAGCUCAAACCUUAACGGUUCAUGGAACCAUAGAGCCCGAUAAACUACUAGGUUACAUACGAAAGAAGGUGCACAAAAAUGCUGAGAUCUUGACCUCCAAACCAGAGAAAAAAGAAGAAAAGAUUGAGGAACAAAAAACAGUAAAGGAAGAAAAGGCAAAAGUAGAGGAACAAAAAACAGUAAAGGAAGAAAAGGCAAAAGUAGAGGAACACAAAACAGUAAAGGAAGAAAAGGCAAAAGUUGAAGUUAAAGGUAAAGCAAUUGGGUCGAUUGAUGUUGUAGAAUUCAAGGAAGAGAAGAAGGUGGAGGCAAAAACUACAGAGGGCAAUGUACCUUAUUUUAUUCACUAUGUUUAUGCUCCUCAGUUGUUUAGUGAUGAAAAUCCCAAUGCAUGUUUCAUAAUGUAGAAGAUAAAUCUUUUGUAAAUUUAUUUAAAUUAUUAAUUUUCCAUGCGGUCAGAGAAAUUGUUGCAUGAAACUGAUGUAUAUAUAUUAGUAGAUUUAUUAAAAUCAUUAUUAUAGUGAAAUGCAAGACUCACCCUAAUAAAAAAAAAGGUAAUUUAUUAUUUGA
Hevea brasiliensis (rubber tree) is the source of this 1085-nucleotide messenger RNA. Its product is annotated as heavy metal-associated isoprenylated plant protein 4. NCBI's taxonomy places the organism in Eukaryota, Viridiplantae, Streptophyta, Magnoliopsida, Malpighiales, Euphorbiaceae. The record is from RefSeq and is a predicted model, not a curated record. The transcript is spliced from 4 exons. The coding region runs from base 98 to 922 and encodes 274 amino acids. Gene Ontology annotation, molecular function: metal ion binding.